Synchiropus splendidus (mandarinfish) is the source of this 2463-nucleotide messenger RNA. Its product is annotated as leucine-rich repeat protein SHOC-2. NCBI's taxonomy places the organism in Eukaryota, Metazoa, Chordata, Actinopteri, Syngnathiformes, Callionymidae. The transcript has 9 exons. The record is from RefSeq and is a predicted model, not a curated record. The coding region runs from base 408 to 2156 and encodes 582 amino acids. Gene Ontology annotation, molecular function: protein binding.
GGCAGGGGGAGGGGGAGCGGCAGUGUAGGAUCAGAGGAGGAAGCAGCAGCAGCAGCGACUAGGAUGGCGGAGUCACACCUCUGAAGUAAAUAUAGACCUUUGGAGUUUGCAUCACCAAGGAAUUGAAUCCAAAUAUCCAGGAGUUCUGUGCUGUUUCAAGCAUGUGGUCCAUCAAUGCCACAAUCCAUCUUCCUGCCACUCAUGACCUGUUAACAAAGGAAUAAGGAUCAAGUACCGUAUCAUUUGUGUCUGGAGGUCUUCUCUUGAGAUAGUCAUAAAUGUGUGGGCCUUCACAAGGACGUUUUCUCUCCCAGCCGCUACGGCUACCUUUGUCCCUUUUUACCUGAAUAAGUUUCCUCACAAGAGACUCCCAUGAGUGACUCUGUAGGAGGCUGGAUAACGUCGCCAUGAGUAGUACUUUAGGUAAAGAAAAAGAUUCAAAAGAAAAGGACUCAAAAAGUGGUCCCACUGGAAAAGAAAGGGAAAAAGAGGCCAAAGCCCUGGCUGGUUUAACGAAAGAUGGAGGCAAAGACACCAAGACCAAAGGGAAAGAUACCAAAGAAGGAAAGAAGGACACUAGCGGCUCCACCCUUGGUGUUGCCUUCUCUGUUGACAAUACAAUAAAGCGACCCAACCCGGCACCAGGUACUCGCAAGAAGUCCAGCAAUGCUGAGGUCAUUAAAGAGCUUAACAAGUGCCGCGAGGAGAACUCUAUGAGACUCGACCUUUCCAAACGGUCCAUCCACAUACUGCCCACCUCCAUCAAGGAACUGACGCAGCUGGCUGAACUCUACUUGUACAGCAACAAGCUGCAGAGCCUGCCAGCUGAGGUGGGCUGCCUGUCGGGUCUGGUCACAUUGGCGCUGAGCGAGAACUCCUUGAACAGCUUACCCGAAUCUCUGGACUCGCUAAAGAAACUAAAAAUGCUCGACCUCAGGCACAACAAGCUGAGAGAGAUUCCCGCAGUGGUCUACCGGCUGACGUCCCUCACCACCCUCUACCUUCGAUUUAACCGAAUCACCACGGUGGAGAAGGACAUCCGGAACCUCUCCAAGCUCACCAUGCUCAGCAUCCGCGAGAACAAGAUCAAGCAGCUUCCUGCAGAGAUUGGGGAACUUUGCAGCCUCAUUACUCUGGAUGUGGCUCAUAAUCAGUUGGAACACCUACCGAAGGAGAUUGGAAAUUGCACACAGAUUACAAACCUUGAUUUGCAGCACAAUGAGCUCCUGGACCUCCCAGAGACUAUAGGCAACCUUGCCAGCAUAAACCGCCUUGGCUUGAGAUACAACCGGUUGUCGGCGAUUCCGAGAUCAUUAGCAAAAUGUCGUGAUUUGGAGGAGCUGAACCUUGAGAACAACAAUAUCUCUGUGUUGCCGGAGGGUCUCCUCUCCAGUUUGGUCAACCUCACCAGUCUGACUUUGGCGAGGAACUGCUUCCAGUCGUACCCUGUUGGAGGACCAUCCCAGUUCUCCACCAUCUACUCCCUCAAUAUGGAGCACAAUAGAAUCAACAAGAUCCCUUUUGGGAUCUUCACUCGGGCCAAAGUGUUAAGCAAGCUUAACAUGAAGGACAACCAGUUAACAUCUCUGCCUCUAGACUUCGGGACAUGGGCGAGUAUGGUGGAGCUCAAUCUGGCCACCAAUCAGCUAACAAAGAUCCCGGAAGACGUGUGUGGUCUAGAGUCACUGGAGGUGUUAAUAUUGUCCAAUAAUCUUCUGAAGAAGUUACCACAUCGUAUUGGAAAUUUAAGAAAACUGAGGGAGCUUGACUUGGAGGAGAACAAGUUGGAAUGUCUACCAAAUGAAAUCGCUUAUCUUAAAGAUCUACAGAAACUGGUGUUAACAAACAAUCAGCUGACCACAUUACCCAGAGGCAUCGGCCACCUCAACAACCUGACUCACCUGGGUUUGGGAGAGAACCUGCUCCAGCAACUCCCAGAGGAAAUUGGCACACUGGAGAACUUGGAGGAGCUGUACCUCAACGACAACCCCAACCUGCACAGCCUGCCGUUCGAGUUGGCGCUCUGCAGCAAGCUGUCCAUCAUGAGCAUCGAGAACUGUCCUCUGAGCCACCUGCCGCCGCAGAUUGUGGGAAGUGGCCCGUCUUAUAUUAUCCAGUUCCUCAAGAUGCAGGGACCCUACCGUGCCAUGGUCUGAGCCCAGAACUCCUUCGUCCCAGUCGGACUCUCCCGACUUCUGCGGCGCUGCACCCUGUUGCCUGCCUGCCCUGUUCGCGUGUGUCACACACUCAAAAGGAAUCGGACUCACUGGAGUCCACGACGGGGCGCAAAGAAGAGUUUCAGGAACAGGACAUGUCUUACCCAUCAUGAGCUUAAGACACUUUCCUAGACUCUUAUUAUCGGGGUCAUUUUAGGACACGCCCACUCUUGCUUAUCCUUUCAUUCCAAACGCACCAUAGGAAAUAUUUUCACCUAUUUGCCAAAAUGCAUAUAUUUAUAUAUAU